AUGAGAAUUUAUACUAAUAAUGUUGUGAAAACAACAAAAACAACAGCAACAACAACAACAACAACAACAAAUAAAUUUUCAAAAAAUUCUAUUGCUAAAAAUAAUGACAAAUAUAGUAAUAAUGAAGAUCAUCUACUUGUCAAUCUACCCUUUAUAUUAUUAAAUAAAAUAAUCAAAGAGUUUGAUGAAGAUAUAGAUAUCAUUUGUUUUAGUUUAGUUUGUAAGAGAUGGUUUGAUAAUCGUAAUUCCUAUCUCUCGUUCAAUUAUGAACGAUUCAGUUUAGUACAUACUCGAAUACUUAAUGAGAGCAAUAAUCGUCACUUCACAUUAAAUUCUUAUAGAGGUAUUAUCAAAAGAUCUUUAAAUAAAAAACAAUCAAACUGUACACUUCUGGUCAUCAAAAAUCCUUUUAAAGAAGUUGCACUCAAUACCUAUAAAAGUAUAGAAUUUGAUGAAGUUUUAUCAGUUGAUGAAUUCAAAAGUUAUCAAGAUAUUCCAAUACAAUUCUCAACAAUCAAAUUCGAAUGGUUCGAGUUUGAUACCGAAAUGAUGAUGAAACUCAGUAAAUCGAAUGUUCAUACUAUUUAUUUUUCUGGUAGUUACAAGAAUGGUGAAAACCGUCUGAUUAUCAAAGAAAGAUUUCCGUCGAAUAUCAAAACAAUCAUAUCUAAUGGUUCAGCUGAUUUAAAUAUGCAUAUAUUACCAUUAGAGUUGGAGACUUUAAAUGAUAUUUCUUUACAAUUAAAAGAAUCACCAUUGCCUCAAUCUCUCAAAUCUCUAAGACUAAAUUCAACGACCGAUUCAUAUUUCAAUAUCGAUUCACUUCCACCCAAUCUUGAGGAGUUUUAUUUUUACUCUGAUCGAACCGAUGAUGAAAAUAAACAACUUCCUCCAACACUAAAGAUUGCGUGUUUUAAUACUUCUUGGUUGAAAAACAUUAAAUACUCGCAAUCAAUACAUACACUUUGUUUGCAUUUACAUCAGUUAAAAGUUGGAGACAUCCCAGAGAGUGUCACUCACCUAACGAUUUCAAGUGGCUUCUAUAUUAUGAUAACAAAGGAGAUGCUUCCACCAAAUAUCAUAUAUCUCAGCAUAAAGGAACGGCCAAUUCUUCAAGACAAUAUAUUUUCAUCGUUUGAACAUCUGGAAACAUUGAAUCUAUCUGGUUUGGACAUGAACAGAGUCAAACCAUUCGGUGUACUACCGAAAUCUCUUAGGAAUCUAUAUCUUCCUAAAUUCUUCAAUGAGAGACUUGAUCAUUUUAUGGUAUUACCUCCAUCACUAGAGUUUUUGGAUUUCGGUUACUCUUUCAAUAAGGAUAUUAAAGUGUUGGCCCAAACAUCGAUCAAAACUAUAGCUAUUUCCAGAGAAAUGAAACUAAAUCGUUGGUCACUUCCGAAAUCAGUAGAACACAUUGAUUUCAAAGAAUUUACAGCGAUGAUUUCACCAGAAUAUAUAGCGCCGACCAUUAGAUCGAUAUCAUUAUCCGGAUAUUAUUCCGAUAAUCUGGUCUUUGUAAUUCCACAAACAUUAACUUCAAUCAACAUUACAAAGCUAAGUGGUUGGGAGAAUAUUGAAUUUAGAGCAAGAAGAUUAUCUGAACAAUCAUUUCUAUUAUUUGGUACAAAUCAUCUGAUUUCACAAAAAGAUAUAACAAUGUUUUAUAGCAAAGAGAUAAUAAUAAUAAUGAAGAUCAUAUACUAUUUCGAUUUUGAUGAUACUCUUUCAUAUGGGAAUAUUUAUAUUAUUGCACCAAGAUUUACAACCAUCAUUUUUAAAGAGUGGUUCGAUAUUGAUGCUGAAAUGCAACUACCUCUAACUCUCAAGACUGAAUUCAUCUCAUCUGCUUGGAUGAACAACAUUAGAUAUUUACAAUCAUUACACACCUUGACUAUAAAUAUCGCUUACCACAGCAAAGCGAUUAAGGUUGGCGACAUCCCAGAGAAUAUUCCACCAAACAUUAGAUAUCUAGAUUUAGUCUCUAAUGCAUUUAUAAGAGAGAAUCUGUUUUCAGAGUUCGAACAUUUGGAAACGUUACAUCUCUCCUAUUUACAAUCAUCAGCCAAUGAUGUUGUAGGUGUAUUCUCAAACUCACUUAGAAAUCUAUAUCCUCUAAGGUUUCUAGAAAAAAGAUUAGAGAGUUAUACUGUAUUACCUCUAUCAUUAGAGCUAUUGGCAAACAUUUUUACUACUAUAACUUUAAAUGAUUCAACAAACAUAUUAAAAAUAAAUAUUCUUUAA
This is a messenger RNA of Heterostelium album PN500, 2241 nucleotides long. RefSeq names its product FNIP repeat-containing protein. The record is from RefSeq and is a predicted model, not a curated record. The transcript has 6 exons. Lineage: Eukaryota; Evosea; Eumycetozoa; Acytosteliales; Acytosteliaceae. The coding region runs from base 1 to 2241 and encodes 746 amino acids.